Messenger RNA from Daldinia caldariorum, 1733 nucleotides. RefSeq names its product glycosyltransferase family 25 protein. The coding region runs from base 260 to 1492 and encodes 410 amino acids. The record is from RefSeq and is a predicted model, not a curated record. The transcript is spliced from 4 exons. Lineage: Eukaryota; Fungi; Ascomycota; Sordariomycetes; Xylariales; Hypoxylaceae.
AUGUGUUGGACCUGAUGUCUAAGUGGUUAAUAUAAAUAAGCAAAACCAUUCGGUUUCGGUCUCGCCUUCACAGGUACCUGGUAGGUAACUAAUGAGGUACCUUACCUAGUACAUACGUACCUAGGUUAGGUCCAUAUCUCCUCUCCUGCUGAUCGUAAGUGGUGGUUACCUAUUAAACACCGCAUUCCCCGAACCCGUGGACCUCGGGGCCGGCCCGUCGGGUACACCCCGAUCUACCUACCUACUUAAGGUUAGCACCAUGGCAGCCCUUACCCAGCCGCCGUCGUCGAGACAGGUCGUCACGGGGGCACUAGCAUUUCUCCUCGUGGCGUGCUUCGUGCUAUUCACGCCGCGUUCAUCAUCGUCGUCGUCAACGGGGGCUUUGCCCUCGUCUGCUUUAGACAGUGGGCAGCUGCUGUCGCACUACAGCAAGGGCAGUGCGUCGGCGGGCGAUAUCGACCGCCGGGUAAGUAAUAAGACGCUGGGGUUCGAGAGGGUGUUCGCCGUGGGGCUCCCGGAGCGCAGCGACAAGCGGGAUGCGAUCGCGCUGACGAGCGCGCUGACCGGCUUCGAGGUCCGUUGGGUCGAUGGCGUUAGGGGGGAGACGAUUCCCGAUAAGGCGGUGCCGUUUGGCGCCGAUAGGAAGACGUUGUGGGAGACGAACCUGGGGAGUUGGAGGGGUCAUAUGAAUGCUAUUCGAAGAAUUGUCGAAGAAGACCUCGGAUCGGCUCUUAUCAUGGAAGACGACAUGGACUGGGACGUACGACUUAAACCGCAACUCGAAAGAAUCGCCCAAGGCGCCCGAGCUCUCUUUCCCCCUUCGUCGUCGUCGUCGUCGUCGUCCUCUUCGUCAUCCUCAAAGCCCGAUUCCCCCUACGGCGACGACUGGGACCUGAUGUGGCUCGGACACUGCGGGGAGGUCUUCCCGGAGACGCUCGACGAGAACAAAGACAGGCCCGCGGAAGACCCCGGCGUGCGGCGCAUGUCGCGCAAGUUCGUCAUCGCGAACGACCCCACCGUGCCCCCGCGCCACCAGCUCACGGGGCUCGUCGACUUCCGGAGCCACCCCGAGUUCACGCGCUGGGUGCACGUCACGGGCGCCCCCAUAUGCACGUUCGCGUACGCGCUCUCCCGCCGCGGCGCGCGCAAGGUCCUCUUCGACCUGUCCGUCGACCACCUGACGGGGCCGUUCGACAACGCGCUCGCCGGGCUCUGCCGGCGGGCGGUUUCGACGACGAUGACGACGCGGGGCGCAGAGGAUGACGAUGAGAAGGUGGGUGACCGCGGGCUCGACGCGAAUUGCGUCAGCGUGACGCCGCCCGUGUUCUUCCACCACAAGGCGCGCGGGUACGUGAAUGCCGACAGCGACAUCCAGACCGUGCACGACGGCCAGGUACGGGAGAAAGGGAAGACGGAGAAUAUCGUGUGGAGCGCGAGGAAUAAUAUUAAAAAUAUGGUUAUGGGGACGCAGAUGGAGAGUCAGUACGAAUAAAAAGAAAAAGAGCGUGUUUGAUUUGCGGCGUCAGUGCUUGCUUGGGCUUUGGGUAGAGUAUAUGCUGUGACUAAAUGAUACCUAUAUUGAUUAGAAUAUACGAGGAUUGACCACGAACGAGCGCCUUGUUUUAGAUUUGCUAUGUCGAGAAGGCGAAUCCGGUAUGGAUUUAGGUUUGCUCAUUUUGAUAUUGUAUGGGUCGAGCGAACAUUCUACCCUUUUUUUUUGUUCGAGAAGUUGU